ACGGUAUCAAAUCAGAUUGCAGAAUAGGUACCUCGUACGUAGUGCCUAGUAAAAAGUUCAAUCUAGUACCUACUAUAUUUUGGUUUUUGGAACUUUGUCUCUGGACGACACUAGUUAUAGUUAAAUCACAGAAUAAAUACCUAUUAUCGAAUCGUUGAAGAAAGAAGUACUAUUUUAAACUGAGUGUGACGAAAAUAUUUCAAAAUGAAUGUUUUAUUACAGGGAAUGAAAAAUUUAGUACUCAAUAAAUCACUGGGAGAAACGACUAGGUGUAUGGCAUCGCUUUAUCAAAUGCACAAGACAGGCCCUCAUAAAAAACCAAUGUUCAAAAGAAAUCCGUUGGGUGAUAAUCCAUUUUUAAAAGGUGUUAUACUCAAAACGCUGAUAAGAAAACCAAAGAAACCGAAUUCGGCCAACAGAAAGUGUGUCUUGGUACGAUUGAGCAAUGGCAAGGAAAUGAUUGCUUAUAUACCUGGCGAAGGGCACAACCUACAAGAACACAAUGUUGUAUUAGUACGUAAUGGACGAUGUAAAGAUUUGCCUGGUGUAAAAAUAACGUGCGUUAGAGGAAAAUUCGAUUUACCACACGUUGUGAAAAAAACUCAAACAAAUUCUUAAGUCCAGUAACAUUAGACCAUUUUCAUUUUCAAUUUUUUUUUUUUUGUACAUUAGUCAUUAAUAAAAUUAGAUUAUAAAUAAUAA
Molecule: messenger RNA, 702 nt
Organism: Myzus persicae (green peach aphid)
Lineage: Eukaryota; Metazoa; Arthropoda; Insecta; Hemiptera; Aphididae
Product: 40S ribosomal protein S12, mitochondrial
Exons: 2
Coding region: 205-618 (137 amino acids)
Biological process (GO): translation
Cellular component (GO): small ribosomal subunit; ribosome
Molecular function (GO): structural constituent of ribosome
Source: RefSeq, a predicted model, not a curated record